GCGACCUCUAUUUAAACCGCAACCGGAGAGCCAAAACAGUUGCAAUCUUGAGACCAUCUCAAACACUGUUUUAUAGUGGUACUGCUCAAAGAAGAGCAAAAAAGAGUAGGCAAGGUAGCGGGCGGAUGCCAUUUCUCUACAAUCUUGUGAUGGGAAUGCUUUUGUUGGGCGCUUCCUUGACCCUGGCCUGCCUGGGCGAUAGAGAGGUGGGGCAUGGAGCCACCGGUGAUCUGUUCCCGGUGGACACUGACGAGGCCGUUGGGUUGCUGAUGGAGAAGGAGAUGGAUCACAGGCCCAACGAUGGCUAUGUGAAGAGGCUGGAGCAAGGAGGAUUCGAGUCGUCCUGGAGGAAAGAUGCCAUCGAUUGGAUUUGCAAGGUCCAUUCCAACAACAAUUUUGGACCACUAAGCCUUUGCCUCUCGGUGAACUACCUGGAUAGGUUCCUCGCCUCAUUUAAUCCCUUACAUGACAAAUCUAGCACAGAGAAAUUCAUAGCAGUUGCUUGCUUAUCUCUUGCUGUCAAGAUGGAGGAGACAAUUGCCGUUCUUCCUAUAGACUUUCAGGUCAACGAGGAGGUUUUCGAUGCGAAUUAUGAGUUUGGAUCUAAGAAUAUUAAGAUGAUGGAACUUCUUGUGUUGGACACCUUGAAAUGGAGGAUGCGAGCUGUAACCCCAUUCUCUUUCAUGCGCUACUUCCUGGACAAGUUCAAUGAAGGAAAGGCACCAACUUAUACAAUUGCCUCACGGUGCGCCGAGCUCAUAGUUAACACUGUGAAAGACUCUAGGUUCGUGUCAUUCAGACCUUCUGAGAUUGCUGCAACGAUGGUGCUAUCUACGCUUGCAGAGAAUCAUGCUACCCGUUUCAACAAUGCCCUUGCAGCGUCUGAAAUCCCAGUGAAUAAGGAUAUGAUUGUGAGAUGCUAUGAGCUGAUGUGGAUGAAUAGGGGGAACCAAAGUCCACAUAGCCCAAUCGAUGUGCUCGAUGCGGCAUGCUUCAGCUCUAGGAGUGACGGCACGCCACUAGGAUCAUCGCAGUCAAACAACAAUGGUAGCAACAACGAUCAGGACUCUACUCUAGCUUCCAAGAGAAGAAGGCUCGGCACAACACCAUCCUGAUGCACCUUACAUAUAUAGCUUGGCAUUGCUCUUUGCUUGUUUGCUCAAAUAUCAUGUUACCAAAAUCCCGUCAAACAUCGGGGGUGGCAAGUUGUGAUGCAUAAAUAGUUAAUAAAAUAAGCAUUAUGGAAAUUAGAAAGUGUGCAGUAAUAAGCUAA
Brachypodium distachyon (stiff brome) is the source of this 1273-nucleotide messenger RNA. Its product is annotated as cyclin-D2-2. Gene Ontology annotation, cellular component: cytoplasm; cyclin-dependent protein kinase holoenzyme complex; nucleus. The transcript is spliced from 6 exons. Bases 126 to 1115 code for a protein of 329 amino acids. The record is from RefSeq and is a predicted model, not a curated record. Lineage: Eukaryota; Viridiplantae; Streptophyta; Magnoliopsida; Poales; Poaceae. Gene Ontology annotation, biological process: regulation of cyclin-dependent protein serine/threonine kinase activity; mitotic cell cycle phase transition. Gene Ontology annotation, molecular function: cyclin-dependent protein serine/threonine kinase regulator activity.